CGAGGGUUAACAUGACAUUUUCCAAAAUUUCGUACGUUACGCAGGGAAAUUGACGAAGAAGUGCACCACCACAUACCUCUUCGUCGCAAAACCAGCUGAAAUACCUUCCUAAAUCUAAAAUCUUCAAUCAGAUCUGAAUCCUUCGAUUCCCGCGCUUAAUUUCAUUCGAACUCACUCACACACUUACGAAUUCAGAUAAUCUUGCGUUGUUAAAUGUUAAAACGACCGGAUACAUACACAAAAAAACCGUGAUCACAAAACCUUUGAUUUCUUCAUUUGUCGCAGAUCCGGAAUCAUCAAUGGAGGUUCCGCAGGGUGGAUUGGAGAGAGAAAAAUCGACUUCAUCUUCUGCUUCUCCUGUUUCUGUUGUCGCCAAUUUCUGGAAAGAAUUUGAUUUGGAGAAGGAAAAGAGUUUAUUGGAUGAGCAAGGGCUUCGAAUUGCUGAAAACCAGGAGAAUAGCCAGAAGAAUCGGCGUAAACUUGCUGAGAGCACUCGAGGCUUCAAGAAAGCUUCAGCUGAGGAAAAGUUGAAUUUGUUCAAUUCAUUGCUUAAGGGUUAUCAGGAAGAAGUUGACAACCUUACUAAGCGUGCGAAAUUUGGAGAAAAUGCAUUUCUUAAUAUCUACCAGAAACUUUACGAGGCUCCAGAUCCUUUUCCAGCUCUUGCAUCAAUUGCUGACCAAGAUGUAAAAGUUUCUGAACUGGAGUCUGAGAACAGAAAAAUGAAAGUUGAACUUGAGGAAUUUAGGGCUGAAGCGGCACAUUUAAAAAAUCAACAGGCAACAAUAAGGAGACUUGAAGAACGCAAUCGUCAAUUAGAGCAGCAGAUGGAAGAAAAGGUUAAAGAGAUAGUGGAAAUGAAGCAGCGCAGUUUGGCAGAAGAGAACCAGAAGACUAUGGAAGUCCUGAAAGAACGAGAGCAGUCACUACAAGACCAAUUGCGGCAAGCUAAAGAAAGUGUUACAACUAUGCAGAAGUUGCAUGAACUUGCCCAAAGCCAGUUGUUUGAGCUUCGUGCUCAAUCAGAGGAGGAGACAGCUACUAAGCAGUCAGAACUUAGUCUUUUGAUGGACGAAGUUGAACGUGCUCAAAGCCGACUUCUAAGUCUUGAGAGAGAGAAGGGACAUCUACGUUCUCAGUUACAGUCUGCAAAUGAAGAAAGCGGAAAUAAGAAAAGUGAUUCUGAGGAUCCAAAUAGCGUUCUUGAGAACUCUUUGAGUGCAAAGGAGAAGAUUGUAUCCGAUUUAAAUAUGGAACUUCAUAAAGUUGAGACCACAUUAUCAAAUGAGAGGGAACUGCAUAUUAGUGAAAUCAAGAAAUUGAAUGCACUUCUCCAUGAAAAGGAGACUUCCCUUGAGGAGCUGAAGAAAGAGCUUCAGACUAGACCAACUGCUAAAUUGGUUGACGAUUUGCGUAAAAAAGUCAAAAUUUUGCAGGCAGUUGGUUACAAUUCUAUUGAGGCUGAAGAUUGGGAAAUAGCCACGAGUGGGGAAGAGAUGAGCAAAUUGGAAUCUUUGUUGCUUGACAAGAACAGAAAGAUGGAACACGAAUUCACUCAGUUGAAGGUUAAACUGUCUGAGAAAACAUCAGUUCUUGAAGUUGCCGAAGCAAAGGUGUCAGAACUUAAUGCUGAGGUUGAUGAACAGAAAAAAUUAAUUCAGAAGCUUGAGGAUGAUAUACUGAAGGGAUAUGGCUCCAAAGAGCGGAGAAGCUCCUUGUUUAAUGACUGGGAUCUAUCAGAGUCUGUUUCAGCUGAGACAUCUGAGAGUUCAGAACAGAAGCAUACUUCUGUUGAUCAGGACCAGAGUUCAAUGCUUAAGGUGAUUUGUAAUCAGAGGGAUAGAUUCCGUGCACGACUUCGUGAGACUGAAGAAGAAUCAAGGCAGUUGAAGGACAAGAACCGUAAACUGACAGAGGAAUUGGAGAAAACAAAGGCAGACAAUGUAAAACUUUAUGGAAAGAUCCGAUAUGUCCAAGACUAUAAUCACGAGAAAGUGAUAUCUAGAGGGUCUAAGAAGGGUUCGGAUGAUCUAGAAAGUGGCAUGAGCUCUGACGUCGAGUCCAAGUAUAAAAAGAUUUAUGAAGAGGAUAUUAAUCCAUUUGCUGCUUUCUCAAAAAAGGAGCGGGAUCAAAGGUAUAAGGAUUUGGGUCUCAGGGACAAAAUAACUCUUACCAGUGGGCGUUUUCUUCUCGGCAACAAAUAUGCUCGGACCUUCGCAUUCUUCUACACAAUUGGGUUACAUAUCCUAGUAUUUACUUGCCUAUACAGGAUGUCUGCUCUGAGUCAUCUGAGUCAUGGCGCUGAAGAAGUGGCUGUGGAAGCCAUUUUGCCUCACGCUCUUUAAAGGUUGAUCUUGUGUGUUAAGUUUAGACCACCUUAGUGUUGAACUGUUGAUGUUGAACAAUCAUAUAUUGAAGAACAGAAUCAUGAAAUUUUUUAGUGUAUAUAUGAUUACAAAUGUACAACACCGAUGAUUAAAUUUGUUCAUUGCCUGAUUUUCGGAAUUUGCA
Spinacia oleracea (spinach) is the source of this 2511-nucleotide messenger RNA. Its product is annotated as protein CASP. The record is from RefSeq and is a predicted model, not a curated record. Gene Ontology annotation, cellular component: Golgi membrane. The coding region runs from base 300 to 2345 and encodes 681 amino acids. Gene Ontology annotation, biological process: intra-Golgi vesicle-mediated transport. The transcript has 19 exons. Lineage: Eukaryota; Viridiplantae; Streptophyta; Magnoliopsida; Caryophyllales; Amaranthaceae.